Rhipicephalus microplus (southern cattle tick) is the source of this 742-nucleotide messenger RNA. RefSeq names its product ring and YY1 binding protein (gene RYBP). Gene Ontology annotation, biological process: positive regulation of DNA-templated transcription. NCBI's taxonomy places the organism in Eukaryota, Metazoa, Arthropoda, Arachnida, Ixodida, Ixodidae. The record is from RefSeq and is a predicted model, not a curated record. Gene Ontology annotation, cellular component: nucleus. Gene Ontology annotation, molecular function: DNA binding; transcription coregulator activity.
AAAUGUGCCAGCCAUCUUGAGCGUCUUUUCAUGUACUACGACGCCGCGUACGGAGUCUUGCGCGCCCAGUGCGCAUUGUGGCAGUGGUGUUGUGCCUGUGCUGCGCCGAUUGUGGACAGCCCGCAAGACCUACCGCGCUGCAAGUUUGCCGCUGCACCCGCCGCCAGUCAUGGCACAUUGGGUGUCGGUUCUACGAUCACUGCCUCUAGCACACCAAUAUCUUCGUAGCCACCAGCACUGCCCUGCAAUGCAAAGAAGCGCGCAUCUCAGUUCGCACUGCUUUUAGGCCAUGGACUCAAAGAAGAGUCCCAAUCGACGUCCGAAGCGGCAGGCGCCGCCAUCCAAAGAGGAACAAGUGUGGGACUGCAGUGUUUGUACGUACCGCAACACGGCCGAGGCCUUCAAGUGCCUCAUGUGCGACGUACGCAAAGGAACGUCUACCAGGAAGCCGCGCUUGAAUGCGCAGCUGGUGGCUCAGCAGCUCGGCCCAAGCAGCGGCCGCAGGGGCUCAAGCAGCCGGCGAGGGAGCGGGGGUCCCGGUGGGGAUGCCAGCAACAGCUCGCGCGGUACCACCCGUCCCCGCCUCAAGAACGUAGACCGGUCCUCGGGUCAGCAGCGGGCCGUCACAGUCAACAACGUUACGGUCAUCAUCACCGAAUUCCAGCCCAAGCGACUCUCUGAUGCCUCCUCCUCAACUGACGGAGCACACUCGGACGGACACGCAGAAGCACGCUAAGCUUCA